Molecule: messenger RNA, 1228 nt
Organism: Elephantulus edwardii (Cape elephant shrew)
Lineage: Eukaryota; Metazoa; Chordata; Mammalia; Macroscelidea; Macroscelididae
Product: 60S ribosomal protein L3-like
Exons: 1
Coding region: 17-1228 (403 amino acids)
Biological process (GO): translation; ribosomal large subunit assembly
Cellular component (GO): cytosolic large ribosomal subunit; ribosome
Molecular function (GO): RNA binding; structural constituent of ribosome
Source: RefSeq, a predicted model, not a curated record
GGAAACCGACGUCAGGAUGUCACACAGGAAGUUCUCAGCCCCCAGGCAUGGGUCCCUGGGCUUCCUGCCUCGAAAACGCAGCAGCCGGCACCGCGGGAAGGUGAAGAGCUUACCCAAGGAUGACGCCACCAAGCCCGUGCACCUCACAGCCUUCCUGGGCUACAAGGCCGGCAUGACCCACAUCGUGCGGGAGGUGGACAGGCCGGGGUCCAAGGUAAACAAGAAGGAAGUGGUGGAGGCGGUGACGAUUGUGGAGACGCCUCCCAUGGUGAUUGUGGGCAUCGUGGGUUACGUGGAAACCCCUCGCGGCCUCCGCACCUUCAAGACUGUCUUUGCAGAGCACAUCAGUGAUGAAUGCAAACGGCGCUUCUACAAGAACUGGCACAAGUCUAAGAAGAAGGCUUUUACCAAGUACUGCAAGAAAUGGCAGGAUGAGGAUGGCAAGAAGCUGUUAGAAAAGGACUUUAGCAGCAUGAAGAAGUACUGCCAGGUCAUCCGGGUCAUCGCCCACACCCAGAUGCGCCUGCUUCCUUUGCGCCAGAAAAAGGCUCACCUGAUGGAGAUCCAGGUGAAUGGGGGCACAGUGGCUGAGAAACUGGACUGGGCUCGCGAGAUGCUGGAGCAGCAGGUGCCAGUGAGCCAAGUGUUCGGCCAGGAUGAGAUGAUUGAUGUCAUUGGAGUGACCAAGGGAAAGGGUUACAAAGGGGUCACCAGCCGCUGGCACACCAAGAAGCUACCCCGCAAGACCCACAGAGGGCUGUGCAAGGUCGCCUGCAUUGGGGCCUGGCAUCCUGCCCGAGUGGCCUUCUCCGUGGCCCUUGCUGGGCAGAAGGGCUACCAUCACCGCACGGAGAUCAACAAGAAAAUCUACAAGAUUGGCCAAGGCUACGUUAUCAAGGACGGCAAGCUGAUCAAAAACAAUGCCUCCACUGACUACGAUCUCUCAGACAAGAGCAUCAAUCCUCUGGGUGGCUUUGUCCAAUAUGGUGAAGUGACCAACGACUUUGUUAUGCUGAAAGGCUGUGUGGUAGGGACCAAGAAGCGAGUGCUGACUCUCCGCAAGUCCUUGCUGGUGCAGACCAAACGCCGGGCUCUGGAGAAGAUUGAUCUCAAGUUCAUUGACACCACCUCCAAGUUUGGCCAUGGCCGCUUCCAGACAAUGGAGGAGAAGAAGGCCUUCAUGGGACCACUUAAAAAAGACCGCAUUGCAAAAGAAGAAGGUGCCUAA